UCUCCUCGCACGCGUUAUAGAGAUGGCAUUGCCACACACAGCAGGGCAACACAACACAACACACCAGGAGCAUGCACACAGCAAACAUCCCAUCAGCUUUAGACAUUGAUUCUGACAGCAGCACCUGACCUGCGCAGCAUCAGCACCAGAAGAAGAAGAAGCUGAUCACUGAAAGCAGUAGCACAUCAUCAUCACAACAGCAGGAGGCGAGCAGAUCACAUCAUGCACUGGACUUUCCUCGCGUACAUACUUAGAUCUGUUUCCUAAACCACACGCACUGGGAAUGGACAGCUAUCUCUGAUCUCAAUCAGUAGAGCUUUUUCAGGACACACCGGACUGAUAAAAAAAGUUCUCGGUUAUUUAUAACGCACGCAUUCCUUCACACUAGAAGGAAAGUGUUGCACGUGCGUUUUCAUUUCUGUUCAAGCCUGUAGCUGUACAUUCAACUACUAAAACUAAAAGGCAUAUGCGUUUUAAAGUUGAAAUAAUAUCAGGGUACUUUGAUUUAAGAUUUUAGGAGUUAGUGUGUCACUUUAUGGUAAGUUUCCUAAACUGACAACGGACCCUAAUUAUUUGUCCGAAUUUCCAUAUAGAGACAGUCAGAACUUUCAUAUAUCGGAGGAGAUGGUUAAAUGAUGAGGUUUUAAGGAAGUUCACUUUUAAAACAUUUGGAGCGCUUGAAACUUUUACGCGUAAAAGCGCACAGGACGCGCAAAGAAGGCGGCAGUCUACGAGCACCACCAUCAUCAUCCUCAUCAUCAUCGCCAACCCUGUAAAAGCAACGGUUCUCUCUUCUGAAAGCAGAAAACAAGACGUAGAAUGGCUGAUGAGCUUGUUUCCAUCACUAAUGGGAUUGUGCUGCUGUGAUUUGUCGGACCGGAGGGAAGGUUGAUCCACACACACUCGGUUGGUGCAGCAUCGCGGUGCGCGCUCGGGGAUGAUCAGGAUCUUCCCGGAUUUCAGUGUUCAGGUGACGGCGGCGGCGGCUGCAGGUCCGGGAGCCGGUGGAGGGAUGCCGGCUGCGUCCAGGGUCCCGGGAGCUACUAACGGGAAUCCGCAAAACGUCCAAGGCUUGACGUCUUACCAACAAAGUUAUCGUCCUUGGUGUGAACAGGCCUUUACGCAUCCAGAUUUUGACCCAGAAAGUCUGUCAACGAAUCAAAACGAGCCAUACUGGGAGAGGUCUGCUAAUGCAAGCUCCUGCUCCGCCACUAGGCCCAAGACACUCCACCUUGGAGGGCAACAACAUACCUCAUCACCAUGGUUGCAGGCUCUUAGGAAGGAGAAGUCACGUGACGCCGCUCGCUCGCGCCGGGGGAAGGAAAACUUCGAGUUCUACGAGCUGGCAAAGAUGCUUCCGCUCCCUGGCGCCAUCACCAGCCAGCUGGAUAAGGCCUCCAUCAUCCGCCUAACAAUCAGCUACCUUAAGAUGAGGGACUUCGCCAACCAGGGAGACCCGCCGUGGAACCUGCGCAUCGAAGGACCUCCGCCCAACACCUCAGUCAAAGCUAUCGGGUCCCAGCGGAGGCGGAGCCCCAGCAUUGUUGCCUCGGAGAUCUUUGAGCCUCACCUUGGCAGCCACAUUCUGCAGUCCCUGGAUGGAUUUGUAUUUGCACUAAACAAGGAGGGGAGGUUUUUGUACAUCUCAGAGACAGUGUCCAUAUACCUGGGGCUUUCACAGGUGGAACUGACGGGCAGCAGCGUGUUUGACUACGUUCACCCGGGCGAUCACGUGGAGAUGGCGGAGCAGUUGGGGAUGAAGCUUCCUCCGGGGAGAGGCCUCCUGUCUCAGGGCGGCGGGGCCGAGGACGGGGCCAGCUCUGCCUCCUCUUCCUCUCACUCUGAGACACCUGAGCCAGUGGAGUCGAGCAGCCCCAGUCUUCUGUCGCCGGAUAACACUCUAGAACGUUCCUUCUUUAUCCGAAUGAAGUCCACGCUCACCAAGAGAGGCGUCCACAUCAAGUCCUCUGGAUACAAGGUCAUCCACGUUACCGGCAGGCUGCGGAUAAGAAUGGCAUUAACACACAGUCGUUCGGUACCCAAUCAAAUCAUGGGCAUGGUCGUGGUGGCACACGCACUUCCUCCGCCAACCAUCAAUGAGGUUCGGAUCGACUGCCAGAUGUUUGUCACACGGGUCAACAUGGAUCUCAACAUCGUCUACUGUGAAAACAGAAUCAGCGACUACAUGGACCUGACACCUGUCGACAUCGUAGGGAAAAGAUGUUAUCACUUCAUUCACGCAGAGGACGUGGAAGGCAUUCGGCAAAGCCAUUUAGACCUAAUGAAUAAAGGUCAAAGUGUGACAAAGUAUUACCGCUGGAUUCAGAAGAAUGGAGGUUAUAUCUGGAUCCAGUCCAGUGCCACUAUUGCAAUCAACGCCAAGAACGCCAAUGAAAAAAACGUCAUCUGGGUCAACUAUGUACUGAGUAAUCCCGAGUACAAAGACACACCUAUGGACAUCGCACAGCUGCCUAACCUGCCAGAGAAAGCAUCAGAGUCCUCGGAAACAUCUGAUUCUGAAUCCGACUCCAAGGAGAAUUCUGAAGACAACGAAAACUCCAAGUCAGGUGGGAAGGGGAAUCAGUCUUCUGAGAACAGUGAAGAUCCAGAGACGGACAGUAAGAAACAAACGGGCCGGCCGCCAGAGCAAGAGAUGAGACGACAGGAGGAAGGAGACAGUUCCAGCAAUCCAGAAAGUCAGGACAGUGAUGAUAGCCUGGAACCUUCUGACUGUGAAACCGACCACAAGGAGGGCCGCCUGGGUGGUUUACACAUUAAGGUAGAGCGCUAUGUUGACGGCGAGGUGGAGGAAUUGCAGGACUCGCCCUCCUCUUGCUCCUCCUCAGAAGAAGAAGAGGAUGAUGCAGAAGAUAUUGUGAAGGACUGCAACAGUGGACGAGAGCUGAGCGGGCCGGCAAUGAGCAAACACCAGAAGAGAAAGAAGAGGAGGAAAAAGCAGAAAUGGGAUGAUAGUCGCCAACGUCUCCGUCUGUCUCCCUCGGCUGCUGCCACCCCCAGCCCUGGCAGCCUGGACCCCACCCUCGGAGACCAGCCUCCCCUUCUGCUUCCACCCUCCCCGACCAGUUCCUCUGUGCUGAAGAUCAAGACUGAGAUGUCGGAACCUAUAAACUUCGACAACGACAGCAGCAUCUGGAACUACCCACCCAAUCGAGAGAUCUCCCGUAACGAGUCCCCCUACAGCAUGACAAAACCCCACGACACCUUCCCUUCCCCCCCGCCUGCCGGCCUGCAGGUGUCCAUUCCCGACUCCGUCCUCACUCCACCUGGUGCUGAGGGUGGAGGAGGCAGCAGAAAGCCCAAUUUCAAUGGCAACAGUAGCAGUGGCAACAAUAACAGCGCCCCCACCUCCGUGUCCAGCGCAACUCCAGGCAGCUUGGUUCCUCCUUCCAGUUCAACCACCGCUGACCCGCUCUCCCCACCUCUCUCUGCCUCACCGCGGGACAAGCAGCAGGGUACGCCCACCUCCUCCGGUUCCCUGCUCUACACCAGUGAUCUGGAAGCCCUGCAGAGGUUACAAGCGGGGAAUGUGGUGCUUCCAUUGGUGCACAGAGUAACAGGAACGCUUGCCGCCACGAGCACGGCAUCCCCACGAGUCUACACCACUGGAACGAUCCGAUACGCCCCGGCAGAUGUCAGCCUGGCCAUGCAGGGCAACCUCCUGCCUAACGCCCACACUGCUGUGAACUUUGUUGAUGGGCCCGGUUUCGGCAUAGACCCCAAGACACCCAUGGAGAUGCUUUACCAUCACGUGCACCGGCUCAACAUGUCCACCCCCUUUGGGGCCACAGUCAGCGGAGCCGGGCUCACGCAGAUGCCUGCUGCUAACGUCUUCACCACAGCAGAGGGACUCUUCUCCACGCUUCCGUUUCCCGUCUACAGCAACGGCAUCCACAACACACAGACUCUGGAGCGCAAGGAGGAUUGAAGCAAAACAUUGAGACCAUAUUACUGUGUUCAACUGUGUUAAAAAGACUCUUCUGAGGCAAAAAGACUGUGUAUCAAAGUUGGGGGAAAGUGAGAUGUUCUAGCACUUUGAAUUUUGAGCAAUUGAGCUUGUGUAACUGAAAUGAAUGGUUUCUCUUUCUGUGUCUUUCUAUCUUUCUAUCUCUUUCUUCUUUCUCGCCUCCUCACACAAGUUCUUGAUGACGGUUUCUCUAAACGGACUAAACAGACUCAUCUCUAUUGUAAAGAGUUCCCUCUGAGCCACAGGGAAUUCAUAGCACUGUAGCGUAUGUCUUCUCUGGGGUGAAAUAUUUGUCCAGAGUAUCUAACAUCCUCAUUAGGAUGUCUUAAAGGUAUUAGAAAAAGAAAAUUGACAAGAAAAGAAACGGUUCAUGUUUCUAACGGUAUCUUGAUGUAAUCGAGAUUGAUGCUGAUAAAAGGAUGUUACCCUAUUUGAUGUAGUUCGAAGGGUUUUA
Molecule: messenger RNA, 4439 nt
Organism: Rhinichthys klamathensis goyatoka
Lineage: Eukaryota; Metazoa; Chordata; Actinopteri; Cypriniformes; Leuciscidae
Product: neuronal PAS domain-containing protein 3
Exons: 13
Coding region: 938-3946 (1002 amino acids)
Biological process (GO): regulation of transcription by RNA polymerase II
Molecular function (GO): RNA polymerase II transcription regulatory region sequence-specific DNA binding; protein dimerization activity; DNA-binding transcription factor activity, RNA polymerase II-specific
Source: RefSeq, a predicted model, not a curated record